Caenorhabditis elegans is the source of this 702-nucleotide messenger RNA. It is a transcript of the gene abf-6, whose product is annotated as AntiBacterial Factor related. The transcript is spliced from 2 exons. The record is from RefSeq and is marked reviewed. Lineage: Eukaryota; Metazoa; Nematoda; Chromadorea; Rhabditida; Rhabditidae. Bases 60 to 647 code for a protein of 195 amino acids.
GUUUCAAUAAGUAUAUAUAAACCUCUGGUAACAUACAUGAGUAACAGUUUUCUUCUACAAUGUUUAGAAAAUUAAUCAUUGCUACUUUCGUAUUGAGUUUGUGCGAUUUAGCAAAUUCUGUAACCAUAUGUUCAUCUAGCAGUCUGUUAUCCACAUUUACAGAUCCACUAUGCACAUCUUGGUGUAAAGUUAGAUUUUGCUCGUCUGGAUCCUGUCGUAGCGUGAUGAGUGGUAGCGACCCAACAUGUGAAUGCGAAUCGUGUGGUUUUGGAAGUUGGUUCGGUUCAUCAAGCGAUUCGAACAGCAAUCAGCCAGUCAGCGGACAGUAUUAUGCUGGUGGAUCCGGCGGAGAAAUGGCCACACCCAACUAUGGAAACAAUAAUGGGUAUAAUAAUGGGUACAACAACGGUAACAAUAUGAGAUACAACGAUAAUAAUGGAUACAACACCAAUAAUGGUUACCGUGGUCAACCAACUCCAGGAUAUGGAAAUAGCAACAGUAAUUUCAACUCGAAUCAACAAUACUCUUAUCAGCAGUAUUAUAACAAUAGAAAUAAUCAAUAUGGAAAUUCGGGAUACGGAAAUGCAGGACAAGCAGGACAAACCGGAUAUCCAUCUGGGUAUCAGAAUUUGAAGAAAAAACGUUAAAAUUUGUGAAUAAAUUAACAUUGUUUUUCGAUAAUAAAGCUAUCUAUAAAGCUCU